CUUACCUCCAACUAGAACUGGUUUCAUUAAUUCAAGUACCUAAGUCAACUGAACUGACGAGCGCCUCAACUCCAAAUCCAACCCCGCCAUCCAAGCUACAAGCUGCCUGGCCAACUGCAGCCUACACGAUUUAACGUAAAUAUACUCCCAAACUCGUCCUCGGACGUUUACGGCCUGCCUUUUUCUACCAAGGGAGUUAUUAAAUCAUGGCUGCUCCUCCUCCUAUCGUUCUCGAUGGAGGUACCGGUUUCUUAAAGGUCGGAUACGCCGCACAAAACUUCCCCGAAUUUCAAUAUCCAUCCAUUGUCGGCCGACCAAUCCUACGAACGGAAGAGAGGAACAGUGACAAUGACAUCGUUCUCAAGGAUAUCAUGUGCGGUGACGAGGCGGCGGCGGCGCGGACCAUGCUUCAAAUCUCCUAUCCUAUGGAAAACGGUAUUGUUAAGAAGUGGGAUGAUAUGCAGCACCUAUGGGACUACACAUUCUACGAAAAGAUGAAGAUUGACCCAAAAGGACGCAAGAUCUUACUCACCGAACCGCCUAUGAAUCCCCUAAAGAACCGAGAACAAAUGUGUGAGGUUAUGUUCGAACGAUACGACUUUGGCGGUGUUUACGUGGCUAUUCAAGCUGUGCUGGCCCUCUACGCGCAAGGUUUGAGCUCUGGUGUUGUCGUUGAUUCCGGUGACGGAGUUACCCAUAUUGUCCCCGUAUACGAGUCCGUUGUUCUCAACCAUCUUACCCGAAGACUUGACGUGGCUGGUCGAGAUGUGACACGUAACCUGAUCGCCCUUCUUCUGCGAAGAGGUUACGCGCUUAACCGAACGGCCGAUUUCGAAACCGUGCGACAGAUCAAGGAAAAGCUAUGCUAUGUAUCAUACGACCUGGAACUGGAUAAGCGUCUUAGUGAGGACACGACAGUGCUAGUGGAAAGUUACACACUGCCCGACGGCCGAGUGAUCCGAGUAGGCAGCGAAAGAUUCGAGGCCCCCGAAUGUCUCUUCCAGCCUCAUUUGGUAGAUUGCGAACAGCCUGGUAUCGCGGAGUUCCUCUUCAACACCAUCCAAGCUGCCGACGUAGACGUUCGCUCUUCUCUCUUCAAAGCCAUUGUUCUCUCUGGCGGAAGCAGCAUGUAUCCAGGCUUGCCGUCGCGAUUGGAGAAAGAACUUAAGCAAUUAUGGCUCACGCGCGUUCUUGGCGGCAAUCCCGAACGGUUGAACAAAUUUAAGGUUAGGAUAGAGGAUCCUCCUCGUCGUCGGCAUAUGGUCUUCUUGGGCGGUGCGGUGCUGGCAAAUAUCAUGGCGGACAAGGAGAGCAUGUGGAUCACGCAACAGGAGUGGGCAGAACAAGGGCCGAGGAUCCUGGAAAAAUUAGGUCCGCGGUAGAAAACUGAACUGUUCAUGAUUCGAGCCUGCGAGAAGGAAAUUUAGAGUUGAACGAUCAUGGAGUUUUAUGAAGUUGUAGCAAAAAUGAUUCUAAAUAGGUUAGCCCAAGGCGCCAUCGUCGUUUUUAUUUCACCCAAUCCACCUAAAUCGACGUAUUCGUGUCUUAUCUUUCUAGCUUUCCUACCUAGUUAUCUAUUUGAAUUGUUGUAUAUGUGUAACUUACUCGAACCGAAUCACUGUCUCACAC
Messenger RNA from Annulohypoxylon maeteangense, 1629 nucleotides. RefSeq names its product actin family. Gene Ontology annotation, biological process: Arp2/3 complex-mediated actin nucleation. The transcript is spliced from 3 exons. NCBI's taxonomy places the organism in Eukaryota, Fungi, Ascomycota, Sordariomycetes, Xylariales, Hypoxylaceae. Gene Ontology annotation, cellular component: actin cortical patch; Arp2/3 protein complex. The record is from RefSeq and is a predicted model, not a curated record. Bases 207 to 1382 code for a protein of 391 amino acids. Gene Ontology annotation, molecular function: actin filament binding.